Messenger RNA from Chionomys nivalis (European snow vole), 677 nucleotides. RefSeq names its product piercer of microtubule wall 2 (gene Pierce2). Bases 203 to 571 code for a protein of 122 amino acids. The transcript has 2 exons. Gene Ontology annotation, biological process: axoneme assembly. Gene Ontology annotation, cellular component: axonemal microtubule. Lineage: Eukaryota; Metazoa; Chordata; Mammalia; Rodentia; Cricetidae. The record is from RefSeq and is a predicted model, not a curated record.
GCCAUGGAGACCGGCUGCCACACUGGAAGACUGAGAUUUUCCACCUACUCGCUCACUCCCCAUAUCUAGCAGUUUACGCGACACGGAAAGUUCUGAUUUCUUCAUUGCUGCUGCCUCGGUUCUGUGAGGAGACCGUACCCCGCGCCCUCGUCAGACAUCUCGCCAUCAGGAAAGAGCUGCUUUGGCAGAAGAGAUUGAGAAGAUGGAGAAAGAAAUUGACUGCGACUUGGACAAGAAAAGUACUUUGACUUCAGAUGCAGAAAUGAAGCCUGAACCACCGGCUCCAUGUGUGAACCCUGGCAAUCCUGUGUUUUCCUGUAUGGUGGACCCUAAGACACUCCACACAACCACUUCACUGUCUAAACCACAGAUGAUCAUGUACAAAACCAAUUCCAGCCAGUAUGGUGCGUUCUCACCCAGGCCCCAGUUCUUUCCCUGCAAGUACAUUCCAACGGAGCAAGUGUUCUCAAAUCAUAUUAGAGCAACUGGGUUUUAUCAAAAUAACAGCCUAAAUAUUACCCCCGACAGAACCAGAACCGUCGAUUUUCCUAAUUUUCAACACACUCUAUGAACAUACAUCCUUCUGACAACUGAAGAUAAAAUGUGCUUGAGAAUGUUAGUUUUUAAGUCUAGAAUACCUAAUUUUUGAACAUGAAAAAAUGUAAAAACUUUUAAUA